Molecule: messenger RNA, 2379 nt
Organism: Dictyostelium discoideum AX4
Lineage: Eukaryota; Evosea; Eumycetozoa; Dictyosteliales; Dictyosteliaceae
Exons: 3
Coding region: 1-2379 (792 amino acids)
Molecular function (GO): ATP binding; ATP hydrolysis activity
Source: RefSeq, a predicted model, not a curated record
AUGAUUCAAAAACGAUUCAGGACCAAACUUUAUUACACAGCGAUGGAUCGGUUCAAUUUUUAUAAAAAUAAUAAUAAUAAUAAUAAUAAUAAUAAUAAUAAUAAUAAUAAUAACAAUAAUAAUAAUAAUUACAAAAACAAUAUAAAUAAUAAUAUUAAUAAUAAUAAUAAUAUAAUAGAUAUUAACUCAAAAGGUUAUUUAGGAUUACAUUAUUUUCAAAAGGAUCUAUUUGAAUUAGAACAGCAACAGCAACAAGACCAAAAUAGACAGCAACAGCAACAAAAUAAAAAUAAAAUAAUAAAUGAAAAUAUAAUUCAAAAUUUACAAAAACAAAUUGGCCAUUUGGCAUGUAUUCAAUUUCAAAAACAACAAUUAUCAAAAGAACAAAAGACACAAAAUUCUAUGAAUUCAAUAAUAGAGUUGAAUCAAUUAGAAUCAAUGAUCAAUGAAUAUUGUUUAAAAGUUCAAGAUAUUUUUAACACCUAUGAUAAAUCAUUACAACCACCUCAACCAAAAUUACAUUCAAAUUUUAAUGAUAGUAAUAUUAAUUCAAUAAUUGGUGAAUUUGAGUUAUUGUUACCACCUGAAAGAAUAAUAAAUAAGAAUAGUUUAACUUUAAAUUCACAAUAUAAUGAUAACAGUAGCAGUAACAGUAAUAAUAAUAACAAUUAUACAAUAGAUAAUUUUCAAACAAAACAACCAAUCAAUUUAAAUAAAGUUUUAAUAAACACAAAUUAUUUAUCGGAACAAAGACAAUUGAUUAUAAACAAACAAGAAAAAGAAAAACAAGAACAAAUUAAACAACAAAAAUUACAACAACAAAGAAUUGAACAAGAACAAAGAGAGAAAUUAGAACAAGAACAAAGAGAGAGGGAAAGAGAAAGAGAAAGAAAAGAACAAUUAGAAAGAGAAAAACAACAGCAACAACAACAACAACAACAAAGACAAUCCUCAAAUAAUAAUAAUAAUAAUAAUAACAAUAACAAUAAUAGUAAAUUUAGUUAUAAUAAUAAUAAUAAUAAUAACAAUGGUAGACUAGCACCAUCACCAAUGGAUUUAGAUGAGGAUGAAGUUAUUAAAGUUGGUGAUUUUAAGAGUGCAAAAGAUCAAUUUAUAGAUAAUCAAAUUAGUGAUAAAAAUAAGAAAAAUUCAAAUGUUGUAUCAAAUACUAUUAAAAAGAUGGCAGCAUCAAGUAAUCCUAAUCCUGUCCCACCUUCAUCUUUACCAGGUGGUAAAAAGAGAAGAUUUGUACCACCUGUAAAACAAGAUGAACAAGAAGAACAAGAAGAACAAAAUAAAAAACAAAAUUUAUCAAAUAACAACAAUAAUAAUAAUAAUAAUAAAUCAAUUAAUAAUAAUAAAAAUAAUAAUAAUAAUAAUAAUAAUAAUAAUAAUAAUAAUAAUCAAAGUAAUAAAAAGAAUGAUGAGACAAAUCCAAGUGGUAUUGAUAAUAUUAAUGGUGUACCAUUAGAUGAUGAUAAACUUAGAAAUUUAGAACCAGUAAUGUUGGAGCGUAUUUGUAAUGAGAUUUUAGAUAAGAGACAAGAAGUGAAAUGGGGUGAUAUUGCAGGGUUAUCAGAGGUGAAAAGUCAAAUUAUGGAGAUGGUUGUUUUUCCAAUUAUUAGACCUGAACUAUUUAAAGGUUUGAGAAUACCGCCAAAGGGUUUACUUUUGUUUGGUCCACCAGGUACUGGUAAAACAAUGAUUGGCAAAGCGAUUGCCACCCAAGUGAAGGCUACAUUCUUUAGUAUUUCCGCAAGUACUUUAACUAGUAAGUGGAUUGGUGAGGGUGAGAAAAUGGUACGUUGUUUAUUUGCCGUUGCUCGUUGUUUCUUGCCAUCGGUAAUUUUCAUUGAUGAAAUCGAUUCUUUACUUGCUGCUAGAACAGAGAAUGAAAAUGAAGCAUCGCGUCGUAUUAAAACAGAGUUUUUAAUUCAAUGGGAUGGUGUUGCUGGUAAUGCAGAGGAUCAAAUGCUGUUAAUCGGCGCCACCAAUAGACCCGAUGAAUUGGAUGAAGCAGCUCGUAGACGUAUGACCAAACGUUUGUAUAUCCCCUUACCAGAUAAUGAAAGUCGUUUGGCUUUAGUUAAAAACUUGUUAAAGAAUGAAAAUCAUGAAAUUUCACCCGACGAUAUGCAAAAUAUCGCUUCAAUUUCCGAUGGUUAUUCUGGUGCCGAUAUGAAAUCAUUAUCAACCGAAGCUGCCUAUCAACCAAUUCGUGACUUACGUGGUGAGAUUGAAAGUGUUGAAAAAGAAUCAAUUCGUCCAAUUUGUUUAAAUGAUUUCUUAUUAGCUGUUAAAAGAGUAAAACCAUCUGUAGCUAAAAAAGAAUUGGAUGCAUAUAUUGAUUGGAAUGAUAAAUUUGGUGCAUUAAGUUAA